AUGGAAGUUGCCAACGAGAAGAAGAGAGAGCUAGACUCUCCGGGGCCCUCCGUAAACAACAUGCCUAUCGACACUGAAAUUGACUUGGUGAAGACGGAGCCCGAAGAGGCCGUUCCAAAAAUUGAAAAUGGCGAAGCUAAUGGAAACGUUCAAGAGAAUUCUUUGGCAAAAAAUGCUCCACUGAACUCACUGCAGUCGAACGGGACUAAAAGACCAAGAGCAGAAACAGCCAUCGUGGUUGUUCCUUACAAGAAGCCUGAAUUGUUCUAUAGCCCACUCAAAACAGGAUUGGUGUAUGAUGUCCGCAUGAGAUACCAUGCUAAGAUUUUCACAUCUUAUUUUGAGUACAUCGACCCUCAUCCUGAGGAUCCCAGGCGUAUUUACCGUAUUUACAAGAAGUUGGCAGAGGCCGGUUUAGUGCUUGACAAAUCUCUUUCUGGAACAGACGACAUUGGACCACUCAUGGAGAAGAUUCCAAUCAGAGAAGCCACAGCUGACGAGAUUUUGGAAGUACAUACUGAAGAGCACUUGAAGUUCAUCGCUUCCACUGAGGCCAUGUCUCGUGACCAAUUACUUGAGGAAACGGAGAAAGGUGAUUCCAUCUACGUGAAUAACGACUCCUUUCUACUGGCAAAGUUGUCCUGUGGCGGCCUGAUUGAGGCUUGUAAAGCUGUUGUGGACGGACGUGUUAAAAACUCUCUCGCCAUUGUUCGUCCACCAGGACAUCAUGCCGAGCCAGAUGCUCCUGGGGGUUUCUGUUUGUUCAGUAAUGUUGCAGUUGCGGCAAAGAACAUUCUCAAAUCAUAUCCGGAUUCCGUUCGCCGAAUUGUCAUUCUUGAUUGGGAUAUCCACCAUGGAAACGGUACUCAACGCGCCUUUUACGACGACCCAAGAGUACUAUACAUCUCUCUUCAUCGAUACGAAAACGGAAAAUUUUAUCCUGGUACGAAGUACGGAGGACAUGAAAUGGUUGGUGACGGUAAGGGUGAAGGAUUUUCUGUUAACAUCCCGUGGCAAAAUUCUGGAGUGGGAGACGCAGACUACGUUUACGCUUUUCGCAAGAUUGUUAUACCAAUCAUCAGUGAAUUCGACCCGGAUUUGGUGAUCGUUAGUGCAGGCUUUGAUGCUGCCGAUGGUGAUUUGAUUGGUCAAUGUCAUGUUACUCCGGCCGGUUAUGGCCAAUUGACCCAUAUGCUAAAGGCAAUUGCGCGGGGCAAACUUACUGUUAUAUUGGAAGGUGGAUACAACUUGGACUCCAUCAGUAAAAGUGCAUUGGCUGUGGCCAAAGUCUUGAUUGGUGAGCCACCAGAGGCAACCAUCACCACCCAGCCUCGUCUAGAUGCCAUAGAAACGGUCAGUGAGGUCAUGAAGACCCAGUCCAAAUACUGGAAGUGUAUGAAACCUAGCAACCCAGCUCAUGUCUUUGAAGACAUAUUUGACUUGCCCGGCAGCCGCAUCUUAUCUUUUGCUGAACCUAUCAGAGCCUACCAGGCGCAAGAACUGUUUUCCAAGUAUGGCUUUAUUAACUUGCCUGUGAUUGAUCUGAAGGACGAUAGAUACCCAGUAUUCAGUACCGAUCUACCGUCUCAUCUUGACGAUUUGGUCUUGGCUAGCCCAGAUAUCAAUGAGUGUAGCACAGUGGUUGUUUGUAUUCAUGAUCCCCCAGAAGUGUGGGCUAACAUCAAUCCCGUCAACGGGUACAUCGAAAGCAGUACAUCUGUUGUGCUAGAACAUCCAUUACCGAAGGUUAUGAACAAGAUACUGGAUGAAUUGUCAAAUGAAAAUGUUACUGAUAAGGUUGGUUACAUUGACAUCAAUGUACCGUCAUAUAUUGAGGCUAUGGCUGCUUCUUUGAACUUCAAAGAUUCAACUGGCCAGAAGAAACCUUCCAACUAUAAUCCAACAAUAUUUGCACAGGAACUCUUAUUGUGGGUGUGGGAUAACUACUUGACCUAUUUUCCAUCGCUAAAAAAGUUGGUCUUUGUUGGCUUUGGAGAUGCAUACCAGUCAAUAGUUCAUUUGUAUGCAAAAAGACCAUCGCAAGAGAUCAAGGACUUGGUUCAGGGCACUAUUGUUUUUGUCAGUCGGUCAACUUUAAAAUCUUUGGUUCCAGUGAUGGAUGAGUCUAUGGUGGACUGGUACUACCAGAACUCUGUCAUAUUCACUAGUCACAUGAACCCUUGCUGGAGUGGCACGACAGGUCCAAGAGGUGAUAUGGAGGAGGUUGGAAAGAGACCCAGAAGAAAGUUUGGUCGUGUCUUGAAGUCUUCGGUGGACGGGUUGUGGGAUGUUAUUCAAGAGAAGUUUGAUGAAGGUGUUGACUUUAUUUUGGAUUCUAUUGUGGAAUACUCGGGCUCAGAAUCGUCCUAG
Sungouiella intermedia is the source of this 2370-nucleotide messenger RNA. NCBI's taxonomy places the organism in Eukaryota, Fungi, Ascomycota, Pichiomycetes, Serinales, Metschnikowiaceae. The record is from the annotation of a GenBank genome assembly.